AUGCCAGCUGUUGGCAGGAACUACCACACUAUUGCUGCUGAGAAGCAACGCCAACGUCAGAGCAAGGUUCCCAAGGAGUGGCUUCUCUCUGAAACUUAUCAUGGCAUUACCAACUUGAUGGAAGUCCCGUUGACUUGCGGGAUUCUGAGCGAAGAGGAGCGUCUAAUCACCUCCAAUCAUGACGCCACGUCCCUGUUGGAGAAGCUAAAAAGCGGUUCUUGGUCUGCAGAACAGGUCACGAUUGCUUUUUGCAAACGAGCUGCCAUUGCUCAUCAGCUGACCAAUUGCCUGACGGAGAUCUUUUUCGAUGAAGCGAUGAAGCGAGCUCGUGGACUUGACCGUGAGCGACAAGCCGAUCCCACAAAACCCAUUCGUCCGUUGCACGGUCUUCCUGUGUCUCUCAAGGAUAGCUUUCAGGUGUCAGGUUAUGACACGUCAACAGGUUUGGCAUGCUUCGUUGACGAACGCGCCGAAGAAGAUAGUGCUACUGCAGCAAUGCUACUUGAUCUGGGGGCAGUACUGUAUUGCAAGACUAAUGUCCCACAAUCGAUUAUGACUGCUGACAGCGAUAACAACGUGUUCGGCAGGACAUUGAAUCCUCGCAAUACUGCUUUGACGGCUGGUGGGAGCACCGGUGGUGAAGGAGCCCUGAUUGCUCUCCGAGGCAGCGUGCUUGGCGUCGUCCGGCGUGGCCUGAAGAAAGCUUAUGAUCUUCUGCAACCGUGCAGCAAAGUCGAGCUUGUUCCUCUUACUUUGCCAAAUGUUCAAAGGCACUACAUCGAUCUACUGAAGUAUUUUACAUUGGAUGGUGCGAAGAACUAUUUUGAGCUUUUCGCUCGCACAGGCGAGCCGGAGGUGCCCUCCCUUAAAGCCAUUGGCCUCUCGUCUAUGAAGAGCACUGACCUGCUCGGUUUCUUCGAUCUCAAUGUACGUCGUCAAGCUGCAGCACGAGACUACCAACGAUUGUUCCACAGCAACGGUAUCGAUGCGAUACUGAUGCCGCCCGCGCCGCACACAGCCUUGCCUCCCGAUCAAUGGACCUCGGCCACGUACACUGGCUUGUGGAAUUACCUUGACUAUCCGGCCAUUGUCAUUCCUGUCGAUAUGGUUCGCCCGUCCGAUGUGGCCGACGAUAUUAGCAAUGCGAAAUACGGUGCUGAAGAUUCCCGCUUGUACAGGCUCUAUACUGGACCCAAGCUUUAUAAGGACGCUCCUAUCUGCGUGCAGUUGGUUGGGUACCGCUAUGCGGAUGAAGCGCUGAUGCAUACAGCGUCCUUAGUGAAUUCGAUUGUCAAUGGUCUGGAGUAA
Molecule: messenger RNA, 1308 nt
Organism: Didymosphaeria variabile
Lineage: Eukaryota; Fungi; Ascomycota; Dothideomycetes; Pleosporales; Didymosphaeriaceae
Exons: 5
Coding region: 1-1308 (435 amino acids)
Source: RefSeq, a predicted model, not a curated record